Messenger RNA from Cheilinus undulatus (humphead wrasse), 1044 nucleotides. RefSeq names its product green-sensitive opsin-like. Gene Ontology annotation, molecular function: G protein-coupled receptor activity. The record is from RefSeq and is a predicted model, not a curated record. Bases 1 to 1044 code for a protein of 347 amino acids. Gene Ontology annotation, biological process: G protein-coupled receptor signaling pathway; visual perception; phototransduction. Gene Ontology annotation, cellular component: membrane; photoreceptor outer segment. The transcript has 5 exons. NCBI's taxonomy places the organism in Eukaryota, Metazoa, Chordata, Actinopteri, Labriformes, Labridae.
AUGGAGAACGGCACAGAAGGCAAGAACUUCUACAUCCCCAUGAACAACAGGACGGGGCUUGUGAGGAGUCCUUUUGAAUAUCCACAGUACUACCUGGCUGACCCAAUGGUUUUCAAGCUCAUGGCCUUCUACAUGUUCUUCCUCAUCUGCACUGGAUUCCCCAUCAAUUUCCUGACACUGUUGGUCACAGCCCAGAACAAGAAGCUCCGGCAACCUCUCAACUUCAUCCUGGUCAACCUGGCUGUGGCUGGACUCAUCAUGGUCUGCUUUGGCUUCACCAUGACCUUCAUCACUGCUAUUAAUGGCUACUUCAUUUUUGGACCAAUGGGCUGUGCCAUUGAGGGAUUCAUGGCUACUCUUGGAGGUCAGGUCAGUCUCUGGUCCUUGGUGGUCUUGGCUGUUGAGAGAUACAUCGUCGUCUGCAAACCCAUGGGAAGCUUCAAGUUCACUGGAACCCAUGCAGGAGCUGGAGUUGUUUUCACCUGGAUCAUGGCCAUGGCUUGUGCUGCACCCCCUCUGGGUGGCUGGUCCAGAUACAUCCCCGAGGGUCUGCAGUGCUCAUGUGGACCUGACUACUACACUAUGGCUCCAGGCUUCAACAAUGAAUCAUACGUCAUGUACAUGUUCACCUGCCAUUUCUGUGUCCCAGUUGGCACAAUCUUCUUCACCUAUGGAAGCCUUGUGCUCACAGUCAAAGCUGCUGCAGCUCAGCAGCAGGACUCAGAGUCCACCCAGAAAGCUGAGAGGGAAGUCACACGUAUGUGCGUCCUGAUGGUCUUUGGCUUCCUCUUGGCUUGGACACCAUAUGCUAGCUUUGCUGCAUGGAUCUUCUUCAACAAGGGAGCUGCUUUCUCAGCUACAGCCAUGGCUAUCCCUGCCUUCUUCUCCAAGAGCUCAGCACUGUUCAACCCUAUCAUCUAUGUGCUGAUGAACAAGCAGUUCCGUAACUGCAUGCUGGGCACUGUUGGCAUGGGUGGCAUGGUGGAAGAUGAGACCUCAGUAUCUGCCAGCAAGACAGAAGUCUCCUCUGUCUCUCAAGGUUAA